ACCCAGAUUCUUAGGAGAGAGAAAAUCAGACUGCAAAACACACACACACCCUGGGUAGAGCCGUAGAGAAAGAUAAAUUAAAAUAAAAAGGAAUUUAUUUAUUUAUUUAAUUUAAAAUUGUUUUCAAAUACUUUUACUAGAAGUAUUAUUCUCAAUUUUCAAGCAUAAUCACGAAAAUUUAAUUUCUUUCUUGUAAUUCGAGUUUUUCCUGCAAAAAACUUGAAAUUUAAGCUUCUGGGUGUUCUUAUUCUGGGCUGAUCUACGAGCUCGUUUACUCAAUUUCAGUUGAGCUAGUUGAAUUAGUUGGUGGGUCCUUCAAAUGAGGUGAAGAUUGGGGGAGAAACACAAUCGUAUUUCUUGCUCAACGCAAAUGGCUUCAUCUGUGAAUAUAAUAAUCGGCUCACUUGUAUGGGUGGAAGAUCCUAAGUUAGCGUGGAUAGAUGGAGAAGUUACUCGAAUCAACGGUGAUGAGGUUCAUGUUCGUACUACAAAUGGAAAAACAGUUGUCACUAAGAUUUCUAAGGUGUUUCCGAAGGAUACUGAAGCUCCACCUGCAGGAGUUGAUGACAUGACAAGACUUUCUUAUCUACAUGAACCUGGUGUCUUACAAAACUUGGCUACUAGAUAUGAAUUAAAUGAAAUAUAUACAUAUACUGGCAAUAUCCUUAUAGCUGUGAAUCCCUUUCAAAGACUACCACAUUUGUAUGAUACACACAUGAUGCAACAAUAUAAAGGGGCAAGUCUAGGGGAGUUGAGUCCUCAUGUUUUUGCAAUUGGUGAUGUUGCAUACAGGGCGAUGAUUAAUGAGGGAAGGAGCAAUUCUAUUCUUGUUAGUGGAGAGAGUGGUGCCGGUAAAACAGAAACAACAAAGAUGCUUAUGAGAUAUCUGGCUUACUUGGGUGGUCGAUCUGGGGUGGAGGGAAGAACUGUUGAGCAACAAGUUCUUGAGUCAAACCCAGUACUAGAAGCAUUUGGUAAUGCAAAAACGGUCAGGAACAAUAAUUCCAGUCGAUUUGGUAAAUUUGUUGAAAUCCAGUUUGACAAGAGUGGAAGGAUAUCUGGUGCGGCUAUCAGAACUUAUCUUCUCGAAAGAUCACGCGUCUGCCAGAUUUCAGACCCUGAGAGGAAUUAUCAUUGCUUUUAUCUUCUUUGUUCUGCUCCAACUGAGGAGAUUGAGAAAUACAAGUUGGGGAACCCAAAAUCAUUUCACUACUUAAAUCAAUCAAGUUGUUAUGAGCUGGAAGGAGUAAAUGAUGCUCAUGAGUAUCUAGCACUCAGGAGAGCUAUGGAUAUAGUUGGAAUCAAUGAGGAGGAACAGGAAGCUAUCUUUAGGGUUGUGGCUGCAGUUCUUCAUCUUGGUAAUAUUAAUUUUGUUAAGGGAGAUGAUAUUGAUUCCUCUGCUAUCAAGGAUGAGAAGUCUAGGUUUCACCUCAAUAUGACUGCAGAACUCCUUAGGUGUGAUGCCCAGAGCCUUGAAGAUGCAUUAAUAAAGCGUGUCAUGGUGACACCUGAAGAAGUGAUUACAAGGACUCUUGAUCCUGUUAAUGCUCUGGCUAGCAGGGAUGCAUUGGCUAAGACAAUAUACUCUCGUUUGUUUGAUUGGAUAGUGGAGAAAAUCAACGUUUCAAUUGGACAGGAUCCACAUUCAAAAUCAAUUAUUGGGGUUCUUGAUAUCUAUGGUUUUGAAAGUUUCAAGUUCAACAGUUUUGAGCAAUUUUGCAUCAAUUUUACAAAUGAGAAACUGCAGCAGCAUUUCAACCAGCAUGUCUUCAAGAUGGAGCAAGAAGAAUACUCCAAAGAAGAGAUUGAUUGGAGCUACAUAGAAUUUGUUGAUAACCAGGAUGUUUUGGAUCUAAUUGAGAAGAAACCUGGAGGAAUCAUUUCCCUGCUUGAUGAAGCCUGCAUGUUCCCUAAGUCUACACAUGAAACUUUUGCUCAGAAGUUGUACCAGACCUUUCAGAAAAACAAACGCUUUACAAAACCAAAACUUUCUCGCACAGAUUUUAUUAUAUCUCACUAUGCUGGGGAGGUUACUUACCAAGCUGAUCAGUUUCUAGAUAAAAAUAAAGAUUACGUAGUUGCAGAACAUCAAGUUUUGCUGACUGCCUCAAAAUGUGAUUUCGUUGCUGCACUGUUUCCUCCACUGCCAGAGGAUUCAUCAAAGUCAUCCAAGUUUUCUUCAAUUGGAUCAAGAUUCAAGCUGCAACUUCAAUCUUUGAUGGAGACAUUGAGUGCAACUGAACCUCACUAUAUAAGGUGUGUGAAGCCAAAUAAUGCAUUGAAGCCUGCCAUUUUUGAGAACGUCAACGUUAUCCAACAAUUACGAUGUGGUGGUGUUCUUGAGGCAAUCAGGAUAAGCUGUGCAGGAUAUCCUACUAGAAAGACAUUCUAUGAGUUCCUUUUACGUUUUGGUGUCCUUGCACCAGAAUCACUGGAAGGAAAUUAUGAUGACAAGGUUGCAUGUCAGAUGAUUCUUGAUAAAAGGGGAUUGCAAGGAUACCAGAUAGGCAAGACAAAAGUUUUCUUAAGAGCAGGCCAGAUGGCUGAAUUGGAUGCUAGAAGGGCUGAAGUACUUGGAAAUGCAGCAAGGAAGAUGCAGCGGAGGGUUCGCACUUAUAUUGCUCGCAAGGAUUUUGUGGCUCUUCGGGAUUCUGCUAUUCAAUUGCAGGCUUUAUGUCGGUACAGUAUGGCUUGUAAGCAGUAUGAACAAUUGCGGCGUGAGGCUGCAGCUCUACGAAUUCAGACAAAGUUCCGGCAGCAUGUGGCCAGAAAAGCUUAUUUGGAAUUACGGUUAUCUGCUAUCACCUUGCAGACAGGAUUAAGAACAAUGACUGCCUGCCUAGAAUUUAGAAUGAAGAAACAGACAAAAGCAGCCAUCCAUAUCCAGGCCAAGUGGCGUUGCCACCAUUCUUAUGCUUAUUACAAGAAAUUAUACAAGGCAGCUAUUGCUACACAAUGUGGAUGGAGGUGCAGAGUUGCAAGAAAGGAGCUCAGAAAGCUCAAAAUGGCUGCAAAAGAAACAGGAGCCCUUAAAGAAGCCAAAGACAAGCUUGAAAAGCGUGUAGAGGAACUGACAUGGCGGUUACAACUUGAGAAGCGUUUGCGGACUGACAAUGAGGAGGCAAAAGCCCAAGAGACUAUGAAGCUAAAAGAAGCGUUACAUACCAUGCAGCUACAGCUUGAAGAAGCUAAAGCGAUGGUCAUUAAAGAAAGAGAGGCUGCUAGGAAAGCAAUUGCAGAAGCACCGCCUGUUAUUAAAGAAACUCCUGUUAUUAUUCAGGACACUGAGAAGAUUGAUUCAUUGACUGCUGAACUUGAAACGGUCAAGGCUUUGCUGCAGUCGGAGAAACAGUCAAAGGAAGAGGUGAAGCAAUCUUAUGCAACGAUGCUGACCAGAAAUGAAGAACUAAAUCAGAAGCUAGAGGAGGCAGUGAAAAAAGCAAAUCAGUUCCAAGAAUCAAUGCAGAGGCUUGAAGAAAUGGUCUCAAAUUUAGAAUCUGAAAACCAAGUACUUCGCCAACAAGCAGUGGCCAUAUCUCCAACAGGAAAAGCUUUAGCUGCUCGGCCGAAGACAACAAUUAUACAGAGGACUCCAGAGAAUGGGAAUGUUGUCGAUGGAGAAUUUAGAAGAGUGUCGGCACUUUCUCCGGUACCUUACACACCCGAGAGUGAAGCCAAGCCCCAGAAAUUCCUCAGUGAGAAGCAACAGGAGAACCAUGAUCUUCUCAUAAAGUGUAUAUCGCAAGAUCUGGGGUUCUCUAAAGGCAGGCCUAUUGCUGCAUGUUUGAUAUACAAAUCUCUUCUACAAUGGCGAUCAUUUGAGGUUGAAAGAACAAAUAUAUUUGAUCGCAUCAUUCAAACGAUAUCUGCUGCUAUUGAGACCCAGGAUAACACUGAUGUGCUGUCCUACUGGUUAUCCAAUUCAGCCACAUUGCUAUUGCUGCUUCAACGCACCUUAAAAGCAAGUGGAGCUGCUAGCCUAACUCCACAUCGAAGGAGAGCUUCUUCAGCUUCUUUAUUUGGUAGGGUGUCUCAGGGACUUCGAGCAUCUCCACAAAGUGCUGGGUUCCCAUUUUUCAAUGGUCGGGUUCUUGGUGAAGAAUUGCGUCAGGUUGAGGCAAAGUAUCCUGCUUUGCUUUUCAAACAGCAACUUACUGCUUUCCUUGAGAAGAUAUAUGGAAUGAUCAGAGACAAUUUGAAAAAGGAAAUUUCUCCGCUGCUUGGUUUAUGCAUCCAGGCACCUAGAACUUCCCGCGCAAGCUUAGUAAAAGGGCGUGCUCAGGCCAAUGCAGUCGCUCAACAAGCUCUGAUUGCUCAUUGGCAGAACAUUGUCAAAAGCCUAAAUAAUUAUUUGAACACUAUGAAAGCAAACUUUGUUCCACCGUUCCUCAUCCACAAGGUGUUUACACAGACAUUUUGUUUUAUCAAUGUUCAGCUUUUCAAUAGUCUUCUGCUGCGCCGUGAAUGCUGCUCAUUUAGCAAUGGGGAGUAUGUUAAAGCAGGUCUGGCUGAGCUAGAACAAUGGUGUCAUGAUGCAACAGAGGAGUAUGCAGGUUCUGCCUGGGAAGAACUUAAGCACAUAAAACAAGCCGUUGGAUUUUUGGUUAUACACCAAAAGCCUAAAAAAAGCUUGAAGGAAAUAACAAAUGAUUUGUGUCCAGCACUUAGCAUACAACAGCUGUACCGCAUCAGUACAAUGUACUGGGAUGACAAAUAUGGAACACACAGUGUAUCUGCUGAGGUUAUUUCGAAUAUGAGAGUCAUGAUGACAGAAGACUCCAACAAUGCUGUGAGCAGCUCAUUCCUUCUAGAUGAUGACUCAAGCAUCCCAUUCUCGGUGGAUGAAAUUUCCAAGUCUAUGGAACAAGUGGAGUUGGCCGAUGUUGACCCUCCACCUCUACUUCGUGAAAAUUCAGGCUUUGCAUUUCUAUUGCAACGAUCAGAUUGAUAUUUCUUGAUCACACCUCUUGUUGCCUUAUUCUUGCUCCGCGGGAAGCAUUCACAUGUACAUCGCUGCUGUGAAGCUUCUAUGUAUAUUCCUGUAAAUUCUAGUCCAGACACUCGUUUAUUUUGUCUGGGCUGUUUUUUUUCCUCAUCGGUCAAAAUGAUGGCUGCCUGUUUCUUUUCCAUCUUAAUUUUUUGUCAUUAAUAUAUUUUUUGAGGGGGGUAUGUUUUCGUGUGGACAAUGAUAGGAGGCCACAAAAUUAUCUUUAUAUUUUUACCCGGAGUGGUAUUUAUUUAGGGAUGUAAUGUGCAUCAACCAUGCACAAAGCUACAUUAUGUGCAUUGUCUGGCCAUGAGAGCAUUGUCAAUCAUGUCAUAAUGUAGCAUCCCUUUUCUUUUGUGGUGGCUCCUCAUUGAUGUACAUUAUGUGUUAUUGUGUUUGGUGUAAUGGUGAUGUAAAAAAUAGAAUUUAGUUUGAUGGAAAUGAAACAAUCUAUAAUUUUUUUUUGUUUUUAUUAACAAUGUACCAUACCUUUUCAACUUCUUAAACAUAAUAGUCAAUUUGUUGCA
Messenger RNA from Chenopodium quinoa (quinoa), 5514 nucleotides. Its product is annotated as myosin-17-like. The transcript is spliced from 39 exons. Gene Ontology annotation, biological process: actin filament organization; vesicle transport along actin filament. Lineage: Eukaryota; Viridiplantae; Streptophyta; Magnoliopsida; Caryophyllales; Amaranthaceae. Gene Ontology annotation, cellular component: cytoplasm; actin cytoskeleton; vesicle. The record is from RefSeq and is a predicted model, not a curated record. Gene Ontology annotation, molecular function: ATP binding; microfilament motor activity; actin filament binding. Bases 371 to 4948 code for a protein of 1525 amino acids.